Messenger RNA from Mytilus trossulus (common blue mussel), 621 nucleotides. Its product is annotated as ribonuclease H-like. Gene Ontology annotation, molecular function: nucleic acid binding; RNA-DNA hybrid ribonuclease activity. Gene Ontology annotation, biological process: DNA replication, removal of RNA primer. The transcript has a single exon. The record is from RefSeq and is a predicted model, not a curated record. NCBI's taxonomy places the organism in Eukaryota, Metazoa, Mollusca, Bivalvia, Mytilida, Mytilidae. Bases 1 to 621 code for a protein of 206 amino acids.
AUGCCAAUUGGAAAAAUGAUACUACAGGCAGAUGAUACGAAAAAGGAAACAUCAAUUGAAGUAAAUAAUAUUGAACAGCAAUAUGAAUGUCGUGGCAUGUGUGCAAUAAGAAGGGCACCGGAGUACUGGACCACAUUGGGAAGUUCCAAAACAAGAACCAGUGAACAAGCCAUUGAAGGACAAAGACUUAUAAGACAACAAUUAGAAGAACUUCCUUCAAAUACAACAGUGGCAUUCACAGAUGGCUCAUGCAUGGGAAAUCCUGGGCCUUGUACAUGUGGUGCAGGAGCCAUUAUAUACAAUAAUGAAGAGGAGGAAACAAUACAGUACCCUGUAUCAAACAGAGGAUCAAUACUACUAGCAGAACUAGUAGCCAUUAAACUUGUGCUGGAAAAAAUAGACAAUUAUAAUUACCGCAAUGUUAAACAACUUAACAUAUACUCUGACAGCCAAUCCGCCAUAGGCAUUAUAACCUUAAAUUGGAAAUCAGAAAAUUAUCACAAAACCAUACAAGAAAUCAAAAACAGGAAAAUAAAAUUGGAACAAAAAGGUUUUAGUAUCAACAUCAUUUGGACACCGGGGCACUCUGAUAUAGAGGGAAAUGAACAGGCUGACGUCUAG